This is a messenger RNA of Erinaceus europaeus (western European hedgehog), 696 nucleotides long. RefSeq names its product olfactory receptor 5M9. Gene Ontology annotation, biological process: sensory perception of smell; G protein-coupled receptor signaling pathway. Gene Ontology annotation, molecular function: olfactory receptor activity; G protein-coupled receptor activity; odorant binding. Gene Ontology annotation, cellular component: membrane. Lineage: Eukaryota; Metazoa; Chordata; Mammalia; Eulipotyphla; Erinaceidae. The transcript has 2 exons. The record is from RefSeq and is a predicted model, not a curated record. The coding region runs from base 1 to 696 and encodes 231 amino acids.
AUGCCUAAUUUCACGGAUGUGACUGAAUUUAUUCUUCUAGGACUGACCAGUCGUCAGGAACUCCAAGUUCUCUUUUUCACGGUGUUCCUGGUAGUUUACGCAAUCACUCUGUUAGGGAACAUUGGUAUGAUCAUAUUGAUUUCCGUCAGUCCCCAGCUUCAGAGUCCCAUGUACUUUUUCUUAAGUCAUCUGUCUUUUGUAGACGUCUGGUUCUCUUCCAACGUCACGCCAAAGAUGCUGGAAAACUUGUUAUCCAAGACCAAAACCAUUUCCUAUGCAGGAUGUCUAGUGCAAUGUUACUUUUUUAUCGCCCUAGUCCAUGUGGAGGUCUACAUCUUGGCCGUGAUGGCCUUUGAUCGCUAUAUGGCCAUCUGCAACCCUUUGCUUUACGGUAGCAAGAUGUCCAGGACGGUGUGUGUUCGACUCAUCUCUGUCCCCUAUAUCUAUGGAUUUUCUGUUAGUCUAAUAUGUACAUUGUGGACCUAUGGCUUGUACUUCUGUGGGAACUUUGAAAUCAAUCAUUUCUACUGCGCAGACCCUCCUCUCAUCAAGAUCGCCUGUGGAGGGGUUCACAUCAAGGAAUACACGAUGAUUGUCAUUGCUGGAAUUAACUUCACCUAUUCCCUCUCGGUGGUCCUCAUCUCCUAUGCCCUCAUCGUGGUGGCUGUGCUACGCAUGCAAUUUCACAGAUUUUGA